AUGUCAAUCUCUUGCGAAUCUGAGAUACAAUCACCUCGCGUACUAGCUCAGUCUCAACAACUGAAACAUGGCCGUUUCAAGCACCCCGAAGCGGCCCUGUUUGGAGCCUGCCAUCCAAACCAUCUAAAAGUCGAUCGCACACAACCGCUUCAUCACCCUCGAUGCUUCAGAGGUCCACAGCAAGCCUCCCACUCAGCACGCUUUCCCAAAGAAACGACUGCUAUCGUCACAAUUGACCUCGGCAUUCAACAUCUUCCCUCGACCGACCCAACAGUCGCAAUUGACCUGAUCCGACAAGCCAUUCGCACCAAACUGGGGCCGCACCACCACGUUCGAUCGAGCUUCAUAGACUCAAGCGGUUAUCGCAACAUUAUCUUCACACUCUACUGGAAAGAUGUUUCAACCUAUCGAGAGUGGGAAGCAACACUGCCUGCAGAUUGGUGGUAUGGAGGGCUAUCUCCUGCUUCCGACAUCGGAAUAUUUAAAGAGCUGUACACAGUCCCGAUUACUGAUACGGAGAUUACAUUUGCUCUACCGAAUCCAGAGGGCUACUCAGUCAUCGCAGAGUCAAUGAGCGGCGAGACUGAUACCCAUGAAUAUUGGGGCUCAGCUCGAGAUCGCAUUCCGCGGUCGCAAACAGACAAUAUUGAACCAGAUGGCUGGCCAUCACUCAAAGACGACGUCUUCUCGUCAGACCCUCAUGGAAAGCUUGUCUCUGUUGAGCCCCACAAAAAUCUCUGCCUUGUCCGCUCCGGUCAAGUCUGGGAGAACAGUACACCAGCCGAGAUAAAGUCAUACAGCACAGAGAUUAAACCAACUCUCGACAGCGGCAUGGAGGAGCUUAUAAAGAACAGCCGGCACUUCAGCUGCUUCUCUAACAGAUAUAUGCGUAUAGAGGACGACGAUGGAAACCCAAUUGGUAAAAAAUGGAGCAUUAUUAUGUGGGAGUCGCUUGAACGUCUUGAGAAGUGGUCUCUUACUCCAAAGCAUAAGGAGAUCUUUGGUACACAGAUCAAUCAUUUUAAUCGGAUGGAGAGGGAGGUGAGGAGGCUAAUCUAA
Messenger RNA from Fusarium redolens, 1059 nucleotides. RefSeq names its product heme-containing dehydratase-domain containing protein. NCBI's taxonomy places the organism in Eukaryota, Fungi, Ascomycota, Sordariomycetes, Hypocreales, Nectriaceae. The coding region runs from base 1 to 1059 and encodes 352 amino acids. The transcript is spliced from 2 exons. The record is from RefSeq and is a predicted model, not a curated record.